AUGACAAGUGGCAAAAAGCCACGUUGUAUACCAAAGUCUGCGUGUUCUGAAUUGCAGCACCGGGCAAUGACAAAACUGGCUGAUGAUGACUCACCAUUGAAGUCAUUUAUCAGGAUAAACGCUGCAGAUUUGGAACCAGACCCGGGCAGUGCAACUGACAUCUCCGACACAAAUGAACAAGAAGACAAUUUGGAGCAAGGAAGUACUGAUAAAAACUCUGAAGUAGUUUAUAGCCGAGAAGAAAAGAAAGAAGAGAACGUUGAGAGGUCGAUUUCUCCAACUGAAGGCAAAGAAGAACAAAAUACAGUUGAGACAAUGGCCAGUGUUCUCUCCUCAGAAGCACAAGAAAUGUUGAAGGAUGAAAUUUUCCAAAAAAUCUUGUCUGAAAAAGAAAAAUUCCCAACUGUAAGCUUGCUGGAUUUUGCUGGGCAGUUAGCUUAUUAUGCUUGUCACCAAAUUUACGUAACACCAAAGGCCUUCUUUAUUCUUGUGCUGGACAUGACUAAGAGGUUUGAAGAUGUUGUAGAUAAAGAGAAAGAUAACCAAGAAGGAUCAAUCUUUUCCGUUUGGACUUACAGAGAUUACUUGAAGUUUUGGAUAACCUCAAUCAAGACAUUUGGAGGCAAAAAGGCACCACUGUUUCUUGUUGCCACACACACAGAAACAAAAUCUAAAGAUGAAAUAGAGAGGUACUUUGGGGAGUUCUGGAAUGCUGUUCCAGACGAGGACAGAGAUUGGUUAAGUGAGUCUCUGAAUGAUCGUGAAUAUGCAGUGGGUCUAAAGGAACUUAAUGAUAACACUAAAGCAAUGCUAGAGUCAAUGAAAAACUCCAUAGUGGAAUUAUUUACGGAUGAGAAUGCUACAAAAAUUGAAUUGCCUUCUUCAUGGGCUCUAAUGGAGCAGUUAUUGUAUGAAGGAGGCUGGAAGGUUUUGUCUCUGAGUGAAAUCUCGAAGCUCAACUCAUCUGUUCCUUAUGAAUACCAAAUCAAAAAUGAUGAAGAAAUGACCAAAUUUUUAAAAUGUUUCCAUGAUAAUGGUCUUCUUUUGAAUUUUGGAGAAGCAGAAUUGAGGGAACAUGUUAUACUAGAUAUUCAGUGGUUUGCUAAUGCUUUCAGCAAGGUAAUUGCUGAUGAAAACCAUAUCAAUAAAGAUUGUAAAAGGAAAUUAAUUAAAGAGUGGAAAUCCUUCAACAAAACGGGGGAACUUAAAGAUAAAGUGAUUAAUGCACUGUGGAAAGAUGAACCCUCUUUCUCGAAACAUAAAAAUAAAAUUAUGCCCUACAUGGAGAAACUUCAAAUGCUGGUACCUUUGAAUGUACUUGAGGCUGUAUCAGAAGGUGGCAUGUCAUGGUAUAUCCCAUGUAUGAACAAAAAGCAGUUUAAAGCUGACUUGUUUCAUAAUAAAUGGGAAUGCUCAUCCAUUUUGUGCUAUCGAUUUACUUCCUUUGCCAUGUUUGUGUUCUACAGACUGGUAGCAUACUGCAUAAGUACUCUAAGAUGGAGUGUUGCAAAAGAUGAAGACAAUGAAGGAAGUCUAUGUCUUUAUCAAACGGCGGCAGUGUUUGAUCACAAUGAACACACUGUUGUUGUUGGCAUAUGCAAUGAUGAUAUUCAGUUGCAAGUGCUUAGAAUCAAAGACUUGCCUGUAGACAAAGAAGUAUCAAAUGAAAUUGGAGAUUCCAUUGAAAAAGCAAUAAAAAAACUGACAGAAACAUUUAUUGACACAAAAAUAUUCAACAGAGGAUACAAAUGUCAGAGCAUAAUUUGUAAUGAGAAAGAUCUUUCUUUCACACUUGCAAGUGAUCUCUCCAAAAUUAAGGCUGAAAAAACGCAGUGCAAGUGUCAACUUCAGGAGAAACAUAUUAUAGAUGUACAGAUGACUUUGAGUUUUUGGGAAAAGGCAAAAAUGAGUGUUCCUAAAACUCCAGUGACCUCCGGUGGACAUGACUUUGAGGGACAAUCGAGAUUCGCAAAACUUGGAAUGGCAACAAACGAUGUGUUAAAUCAGGCAUACAGAGAUAUACUAGAGAUGGAAGUACCUCCAUCGGAUAUCGAGAACAAAGCUAAAGCAUCAGCCGUUUACAAAAGAUUGCGCCCAGAGCAAGAACAUCUCUUGCUAGAUGCUAAACAUUCGGGAUAUAAGAACUUUGACAUUUCAUUAACAUACACAUUAAUCAGAAACAUUUGUUCGAAGAUCCCUAAGCCAACAAAAGGAAAAUGGGGAGAAAACAACAUGCCUGCAGCAGGAGAGGUGACAGUCGGUGACGAUAUCGAGAGAAUCAGGAUAAUCCGAAACAGUUUGACUGCACACGUGAGCUCAGCCUCCACCUCUCAGACAGAAUUCGAUGACACGUGGUCAGUGAUGUCUGAUAUCUGCCAAAGAUUGGAAAUUUUCACUGGAAAGAAGUACUUAGAUAACCUGAAUACCAUUUAUAAAUUGACUCUAAAAGAUGAAGAUGCUUUGUUGAAGAAAGUCAUGUCAAUUAUGGAAAAAUUAAUGUCAGAUAUGCAAGAAGUAAAGUCAGAUGUGAAAAAAUUAAAGCAAAAUUGAUGCUUUUAAUGCAUCGAACAAACAUGUAUGCAGAGUAACUAAAUUAAAAAAAUGAAAAUCAGCCUUUAUCAAUUGUAAAGCAAUAUAAAAAUCAUAUUUUGUUGUUCAUGAAAAUCAAAAAAUACAUGUAGAAAGCGGUUAUAGGGACCAUGUGAGAGGAGAUGGGUUAGCAAAAGGAGCAGACAUUUCAAAAUUAUACUCAUUUUACAAUAUUUGAUUCAUAACCCUCCAAUCAUUAUUUAAUAUGUUUUGUAUUUUUUUGGGAUUAAUGUUCUGUUUAUAGUGUUUUAAUAGUUUCUCAUCUAUAUACAGCCUUCAGAAACCCUCGCUAACGUAUUUUUUUAGGAUUAAACAGGAUUUACUUCCCUUCUGACUUUAAAUGGCGUAGAUGGAUGGCUCCGAUUUAUAAAGUUGAUGGUUAAAUAAUUUCUGGAUGUGGAAGUGUUUGAUAAUGAUGGACAAUGAUUGACUUACCAAAAACCAUUCCACUUGGACUACAAUAAUCAUGGUGCUCAAAUCAUUGAACAUAUGUGAAAAGCUUAACAUUUUAUGUGCUUUUUAUCCAGCUAUUACAAGAUAUGAAAGAAAUAGAAUGGAAGCUAUGCAAAUAAACCUAGGAAAAUAUGGAAAGAAGGCUUACCAAAAUAAAGGACAAUUCUAUUUAACAUUUUAAAUGAAACAUGCGUUCGGAGUCCAACUCUCCGACAAAAUUCAAUAACAGUGGGCCUUGUGCUUACGAAUUCUGUUCAUUCGCUAUUUUUAUGGAAUAUCACCCGUAGUCAAGCUAUGGUACCAUUGCUGCGUUGGAGAUAAUGGCUUCAUCAUUAAUCUGAUAAUAGUCUUUUUAACAAAUGUAUAGCAUUAAAUCAGAAUCAACUAAUUUAGAUGAAAGUAUUAUAUUAUAGGACUGUUAAAAUUCAAGAUGGUUUAGAGACAAUCAAAUAAAAUGUCUAAGAAAUAGAAACAAUAAUCAACCGUAAUGAAAGAGCUACAGAUCAGGAGCUUUUUGAUUAUUGUGUAGGAUAUUAAAGAAUUGCAUGUUUUACUUUAUUUCAUAAGAAUGGACAGUGAUGGACAGUUCCUUUUAUGUGAAUGUUUAUCCUAUACUGCUCGUACCUAUUUUAGAGUAGGUGCAGAGUUCCAAUUUGUAUGGAAGUGUCGGACAAGACGGGAAUAUUUUCAUCCACAAAUGCAAGUUUUUAAAUACACAGAUUUGCGAUCCAACUUUGU
This is a messenger RNA of Saccostrea cuccullata (small rock oyster), 3780 nucleotides long. RefSeq lists its product as uncharacterized. Bases 1 to 2550 code for a protein of 849 amino acids. Lineage: Eukaryota; Metazoa; Mollusca; Bivalvia; Ostreida; Ostreidae. The transcript has 5 exons. The record is from RefSeq and is a predicted model, not a curated record.